This is a messenger RNA of Amyelois transitella, 7271 nucleotides long. Its product is annotated as ethanolaminephosphotransferase 1. NCBI's taxonomy places the organism in Eukaryota, Metazoa, Arthropoda, Insecta, Lepidoptera, Pyralidae. The record is from RefSeq and is a predicted model, not a curated record. Gene Ontology annotation, cellular component: endoplasmic reticulum membrane; Golgi apparatus. The transcript has 9 exons. Gene Ontology annotation, molecular function: ethanolaminephosphotransferase activity. Gene Ontology annotation, biological process: phosphatidylethanolamine biosynthetic process. Bases 220 to 1410 code for a protein of 396 amino acids.
GCUCGGGUUGUGAUCCCGGCCGAUUCACAAGUUUGUGGAUUGUGAUCUUUCCUCUUGGUUUAUUGGUUGAAAUUUUGUAGCAUGAUCUAACUGUCGCGAUAAAAACAUUCUUAUUAUUUGCAAAUAAAAUGAAUUGUCACACAUAAUAAUGUUUUAGCUACGCUUUUAUAGUGUUACUUAUCUAUUAAUUUAUAUUGGUUAAGUGAAAUUCUUUUUACAAUGUUUAACUACAAGUAUUUAACACGGGAACACCUUGAAGGGUUCGAUAAUUAUAAGUACAUGGCGAUAGACACGAGUCCGCUGAGUGUCUAUGUAAUGCAUCCAUUCUGGAACAAAGUUGUUGAGCUCGUUCCACGCUGGGUAGCCCCCAACGUGCUUACCUUCGCUGGGUUCCUCCUAACAGUCCUCGACUUCUUACUACUAUCGUAUUACGACUACGACUAUACCGCGGCCAGUUCGCCUAUACACAACGUCACGGUCUCCGAGGCGUCUCUGAACGGUCACGAGGAGAGAAUCCCACGCGCGUUGUGGCUGGCGCUUGCCGUGUUCCUGUUCCUUGCUUAUACUCUUGAUGGUAUCGACGGCAAGCAAGCGCGUCGCACCCAAACUUCAGGGCCGUUGGGAGAACUCUUCGACCAUGGUCUGGACUCCUACUCAGUGUUCUUCAUACCAGCGUGCCUCUACUCCAUAUUUGGGAGAUUGGAUUACUCCAUACCGCCUAUUAGAAUGUAUUACGUGAUGUGGAACCUGCUUCUAAACUUCUACAUCAGCCAUUGGGAGAAAUAUAACACUGGCGUGUUGUUUCUACCGUGGGGGUAUGACUUCAGCAUGUGGGCGUCAAUAAUGUUCUUCAUAUGCACGUAUAUAAACGGAACAGUUUUCUACAAGCGAUACAUUUUCGCCGGAUACACCCUAGCGAACGCGUUCGAAAUACUCAUAUAUGCUACUGGUGUGUUCACGAAUCUGCCUGUGGCAAUAUAUAAUAUAUACAAAUCGUACAAACUCCGUACAGGCAAGAUGAGAUCUUUAAGCGAAGCGUUACGCCCACUCUGGUCCUUCGUAUCCGUGCUAGUGGUCUGUUCGAUAUGGGUGCACAAGUCACCAUCAUUGCUGACGUACGAUCUCAGAGUGCUGUUUCUGCUUAUAGGAACUAUUUUUAGUAAUGUUGCGUGCCGCCUAAUAGUGAGCCAGAUGAGCGGGCAGCGCUGCGAGCUGGUGAACCGGCUGGUGUGGGCGCUGGCGGCCGCGGCGCUGGCGGCGCAGGCGCAGCCCCGCCUGGCGCCCGCCGCGCUGCGCGCGCUCGCCGCCGCCGCCCUCGCCGCGCACCUGCACUACGGCGCAUGCGUGGUGAGACAAAUGUGCGACCACUUCAAAAUAAGCUGUUUCCACGUAAAACAGAGGUCAGAUUGACUCUUAGACGACGAUGCGUGCUAAACAUGACACAUAUAGCUAACAUAAUGUACGGCUACCAUAUCCACUAUACAGGGUGAAUGGUAUGAAACGCGAAAUAUUUCACCUACUUGCUUAUACCAUCACUCUGAACAACUUUACCUAUGAUUAUUUAUACCAUUAGCCCUGUAUUGCAGAGUUACUUGUAAAAUAACAAUCUCGUAAGACUUGGUAGCUAGUCAUAUUUAUAACAAUAUUUGUUCCUUGAGUUAUGCUAAUUCGUUACAUUAAAAAUAUUUUUUAUUGUUAUGUUUGUUCUCAACUGACUAGACUUAAACAUUUGACGACAUUACAAUAAAACUUUGGUAAAUAUUUUUUUUUAUUAAUUUAUUGAGUUCAAUCAAAACUUUUUGAACAAAUGUUUAUAUGAUGUUCGCUACCUUAUCUUGCGAGGUUAUGGAUGUUUUACAAAUAACCCUGUAUUUAUAUAUGUAAUAUAAUAAUUUACAUGGCCGGUAGAUGAUUUCUUUAUUUGAGGACUACUUGUAUUAGACCAAGUGAAUAUUACGUUUUAAAAGUACAUUAUGUUUAAAGCUUAUGUUAUUGUUUUAAUAUUGAUGUGUACACGAAAUUGAAAAUGUCACAGUUUUUAAACGGAGACAAGUCAUAAUGCAAAGUUAAAACCAGUAGUAGUGAGUUGUUGUGAAAAAAAUGGGGAAUAUUAAGUACAUACAGAAUUAAAACGGCCUAAGUGUGCAACUGUUUAUAAGAUAUAAACAAGAUAAAUGUAGAGUAAACAAAAUAUCAACCUACCCAAAUUCACUGCAAUCUUUCUACUAAUAAUCUCCGUCAUAGAGUACAAUGCAUUACUUGAUAUGCAUGUACUUAUUUAAUUGUUUAUAUCAAUUAAUUGCUAUAAUAAUUUGCCUUUCUUUUAUUAUAAUGUCUUUUUCGCUUUUAUUAAAAUUCCAAUAUGGCUCUGACUGGGCAAUUUAUUUAACGAUUUACAGUUUGCGCCUAACAUUUUUAAUACUUUCGUUGUGUACGUCUUUAUUUUUUGGAAAUGUAGCACGCAUUGUCUUUUUUUUCUUAAUUAUUUUAGUUUUCUUAAAUUUAUGAUUUUGUUGUGUUGAAAUCUGGUAAACAUACCACGUAGUAUGGCACGCGCGGAUAACUAUCGCUGUCUCGUGUCUCGUCAUAAUAAAAAGCGAAACAGCGAUAAUGUUUCUGGCGAUAAAAUCGGCAUCGCGCGUGCCAUGCAGAACCAAGGCUAUAUCAUCAUAUUAUGAUCGAUAAACGCCUGUUUUUCUGUAUGUUUUGUAUUAUUUAUUUCUGGGGGUUCUAUUUGUUCAAUUGGUGUCACUUGACACUGACCUUAUUACAUGAUUUUGUUCAUUAUUUUUAAUAAUGAUCAAGCUAUGUAGUCUAUUCUUUUAAAAUAAAAAUUAAAUGCUCGUCAUUCUAAAGCAUUACGCUUUUUGAAUGACUAACGUCGCUUCGAACAAAACGAUUGAAACAGACACUCGUCACAAUGUCACCAGUUUUAUAAUGAACCCCUUAUAGUAUUUUGCGUACGGUAUUAUUUUAUUUUAAAUUUUCGCGUGUCUACGUGUAAUUAAUCUAUAUUUUAAGCUAGUUACUGUUGUGUUAAAAUUUAAGAACAAAAUGCUAUUUUUUUCUGAAGCCAUAUGAGUAUUUUACGGGUUGUAAAAAAAUGGUAUGAAUAUUUGAGAGGGAUGUUCAGCCUAGUAAAUUGAUUUCAUUUUAAAAAGAAAAUUCUGAGAACAGUAAUGAACGUAUAGCGAAAAUAAUUAUUAAAUUUCUAAGAAGGAUCCCUUAAAAACAUCUUUCCAUAGAAAUGAAACGUUCGAUAUAUCGGAAGAAGAAAUAUUUCACUAUGAAAAGAUAUAAAAUCUAGUACUGAAUGUACCCUCAAAGUUUUUACAUAUUUUUUAUAGAUCUGCAUAGAUCCUUGUAGAUCUAACGAACAAUAUUGUUGUCAAAGUGUGAAAAACCAAUGUGUAUUUUAUUUUAAUUAAUGACUUAACUAUUCUUUUUUAAUUUGUAUUUCAGUUGAACUGAUAAAUUGUCAUUUUGCUACACUGAGAUUUAUUUAAUUUGGAUAAAAUCAUUCCCUAAGAGGUUGAAUUUAUUAGCAGUUUUUUUUAGAAAUCUCACAGUUCAAUUUUUAGUUUUAAGUAUUUUACGUGUUAAUAUUAAUUUGUAAGUUAAAUCCAGUGACUAUUUAGUGACGGCUUUACUUUUUUUAAUACGUCACAAUAUCUUUGUUUUUGCACUAACUAAAAUUGUGCUAGUAUAAUACAGCCAAUUUUAAUAGUCAUGUUUGACAGCAGGAUGGAGCGUUAAGUUCUUAAUUGGAGCGAAAGAGAUAGAAUAUUGACGUGGUUUGAAAUACAUAAAGCGGGUGUGUAUAUAGUUUGCUAUAAACAAAAUAAUACCAUCUCACGCCUUGAGUGGUGUUGAUUGUGUAUAGGGUAACUCAGUUAUCAAAUCUUCACUAAAUCUUAUUAAACGAAAUAGUGAAGAAUUCCAAUCUACUGACAACAAGUGUUAUAAAUAAAAUGCUCGACAAAUGACAUAUCAAAGAGGAUAAAACUCGACGCUCUUUUUACAGAACCGACAUUAGACACGUGUCAAUUUCGAUUGACAGUUGUCAAAUUUGACGUUUAAGAAAGGCUGUUUUCUUGUGGCUGUUCAAAUGUUGUGAAGUUAGUGAAAUUAUAUCACAGUAUUUAUUUAACAGUAUCUUUAAGUGUAAAUCAAAAAUAGUAUUAUAUAUUUUGAAAUUAGUCCCAUUUUUUUGUGACGGCAUUAAUUUAAGUACCUAUGACAGAUGCUACUAUCUAGAAGUUUAGAAGCGAUGCGACGCAACGCGACCGGUGUAAUACUGGCGCAAUCACAAGUUUAUCUAAAGCUUCGUACACACCGAUCCAACUAACUGGGCACCUUCAUUUGUCUUGACCGGACGGUUUGACGAACAUACGUUGGCGAGGUGUGUACGCAGCUUGAGCUUUGAACAAAUGUCUUAAGAAAUGAUUUAUAUUAUUUUAAGUUAAAUUCGAUGAGGGAAGUGUCCUAUUCUGCAUCCAUAAACGACGAUUUACUAUGAAAUUAAAUGUGAACGCUAUUUGAUAUAACUCGAUUCAUAUAAAAAUAUGAAAUCCAAUUCAACUUGACACUAUUUAAUUACUAUAGUCCAUUUCUAUAGGCACGGAAAUAAAAUUAAACCAAUCCUGAUUUAUAUUUAAUUUAUAGUCAUGAAAAGCAAAAUCAAAUAACAGAUAUCAUAAUGGAUCACUUUUGCUAUUAAACUAUAUUAAUAAAAAUGUAUUUUUUUUACAAAAAUACAUAUCAAAAUUAUUCAUUUUUAGUAGGUAUACCUAAAGAACUGGACUAUACGUAUGUACACUCAACGGCAGAUAAACAUGGUCAUCUGUUCAUGCAAACUCAAACCAAUGACGGGUUAGGUUUCUAUGUUGUUGAUUGUACAAGACUAUUACAAUUUCAUAGUAUAUAGUAAGUGUUUAAACAUUUGUUUGUUGUUAUAUAAACCACUUUUUUUGCAAAGUACAUGAUAUAAAUGUAUCUGAUAUAUCUAAGGAGCCAUUAUCAUACAAAAUCAAGUGCCUGUUAGUUAUAUAGUUGGUGCAGAGUUGACAAUUUUGACAGGAAUCUACUAAGAAUUUCGUAGCGAGCUUUCGAAAUUGUAACCUUUUUUUACUUAAUUAUUUACUGUAUACAUACAUAUCAAAAGUACCCGCAACCGCCGAGCUUGCACGAAGAGAGUUAUGAAUGUGGAUGAAGCGAAGGAAGUAUGCAGAGAUCGUGGCAAGUGAAAAGAAGUAGUCUCUGCCUACCCCUUCGGGAAAGAGGCGUGACAUAUCAUCGUCUAUAUCCCUUGCGGGCUAGACAGAGCCAGUAGUCUUGAAAAGACUUAAAGGCCAGCUCAGCUGUUCGGCAUAAGAUGGAAUUCAGAUUCAAAUAUGUUGUUAGACCAUCGCCUACAAGAAGUGCUGUUAAUAAAUGCACAUAAAUAUACUGAAUAUAACACACUUCUUAAUGCGUGACAUGACAUUAUAGUAUUUUUACGUUUAUAAAUCGCGUCGACAAUAUUCGACGGCGCAAAAUUACUCAACCUACCGCCGAAUCAAACCUAAUGAAAACUAUAUAAAAUACCGACCUCAUUACAAGUACAUUAAAUUAAACUUCAAAUCCAAAAACAAAAUUUUCUCCUGCCAUCUCGCUCAUAAUAGAAGUACAAUAGCGGACAGUUCAGUUCGAUAUUUAAAUUGAUAGUCUCCGAUAGACUCCACCGCUCAUACAAAAAUAAGGCUCCUGCGCAGGUACAUUUGUGUACCUUAAAAAGUGGUAUAACGUUACAGCUCAUACAACAAAUAACAAAGUCAUAGACAUGUCUUUAUUUUUAAAACAAGUUAGUAUUAUGAAAAAGUUACAAUAGGUACGGAAACAUGCUACAAAUCAAGUAAAGCAGGGUGUUAUCCUGUUAAAAUGGUCAACUUUCGUCGCCUUUAGUAGAAUUUUUUCCCAUGAAAAUAGUUAUACAUUCAUUGUAGUAUUAGGUAUAGUUCUAAAUGGACGACACUAGUCGCCAUAUAAAUUGUACAAGAAAUAUUAAAAAUAUAAGGUGGAAUUAAAUUGAUUAACGGCCUUUUAAAUACAGUCUACUCGUGUUUGUCUUGAUAUUUCAUUAACCCUAGGAUUUUCAGUAUUAAAUGAUGAAUUACAAGAAAGAAAAAUAACACUUAAGGCUGUCAAUUAGUUCAAUUUCACCUUUUAUAAUUAUGUAUUCACUCACAUGCAAAUUGCUUUGCAGUAAGUUUUCUAAUUGAUACAGGUGCACGUAUAUCAAUAUAAGAAAUGGUAAAAAAAGAACACUGGCUCUAUUGCACUUUCAAAUAAGUCUUAAAAAGAUGUGGUUACUCUAUUAGGUAUUAGAAGUUACUUACUGCAAUGGAUAAUGCACAUAAUCUGAUAAUAAAUCUAAUAAAGUUUUGCCUUAAAAAGAUAUUCUGCCUUCAAGUUUCAUGGUGUAACUUAAACUUAUUAAAGGUAAUUGAUAUAUUUAAUUUAUUGUUCCACAAUAAUGUUAUUUUUGAAAUAUACAAAUCUUGAAAUUAUAAACUUCGGGUACAAAAGUUGCGAUAUUCUACAAAAUUACCUUUUUUUAAUCGAGGGUAUAUAAAGUUACACUGUGAGACGCAUAACUUUAAGGGCGAGAAAGGCAUAUUUAUAUUGACAUAAACUAUUACAAUGUCUGAACUGAGUAGUCCAACUACUGUGAAUGAUAUUCGUAAAAGUGUAAAUGUAUGAAGUCGAUUAUACAUUUCAAAACCACUUGACUUGUUGGCUGCUAAGGUUCAGUUUUCAAUUUAAGAUAAUGUCGAUAUAAAUGUGAACCUUGGGGCUAUUUUAUAUUCACAGUUUUGUUUAAAAAUACAUCAGUCAAAACUAGAAAUGCAAAGCUAUCAACAUAAGAACGCAUUUUGACAUAAGCGUGAGAUUUUCCCAGUUGUAAUUCUAAUUUUGGCUUGACAUUGUGUGAAUAUGAAAAACCCAAAUGCCCACAACUUGUUCUUCCCAGAUUGGCCUUGAUUGUCUAGAAUUAGUCUAGGCUUAGCUAGAUACUACUUUUACAAUGAGGCUCAAAUUGACGGGUGAACCAAAGAUAAUUGAAUUAUACCAAUUACAUUAAACUAGGUAGGUACCUAAUUACCUAAAGAUUACCUAUUUAGUUCAUUAUUCGGAAAAUUUUUACUUUCCUUAGUAAAAAUGGAAAAGUGUAUUUUAUUGUAUAUACUGUUAUAUAUUUUUUAUGCUUUUGCCAGCAUGAAAUGAAUACC